Molecule: messenger RNA, 1349 nt
Organism: Erpetoichthys calabaricus (reedfish)
Lineage: Eukaryota; Metazoa; Chordata; Cladistia; Polypteriformes; Polypteridae
Gene: nkx6-3
Product: NK6 homeobox 3
Exons: 3
Coding region: 481-1287 (268 amino acids)
Biological process (GO): cell differentiation; regulation of transcription by RNA polymerase II
Cellular component (GO): nucleus
Molecular function (GO): RNA polymerase II cis-regulatory region sequence-specific DNA binding; DNA-binding transcription factor activity, RNA polymerase II-specific
Source: RefSeq, a predicted model, not a curated record
UCUUUAAGGUUCUCUUAUUUAUGAGCUGCGAGGAAAGUGCUGGGAGACACAUUUGUCUUAAUGAGGCCAGACCUCUGCUCUGGUCCUCCACCUAAUGUUUACUUUGGAGUUAACUGCAGCAGGAACCUGGGAGCAACAAACCAUCGGAAAAGUGGUCCUCCGUUCCUUCAUUUUACUUUACAACAGGGCCAAAACAGAAUUUGAGCUCCAUUUGGUUUUCUUAGUUAAAGAGAAGACAACGAAAGUCAAAGCCAUAGAGACAAAAAUCUGAAGGAGCUGAAGGCAUUCUUAAUAAUGGACCUAAAAAAUGGACUUUCUUUUUGGUGGCAUCUUUAAGCAAGUCUUCUACAAGUAGACGGGAUCCAUUAAAAGCCACACACUCUCAGUUACCCAACACCCAGCUGUAUAAAUUUUGCAGCUUAAAGGAGAUAGAAAAUUCUCCUUGGGGACGCUUUUGCCCUGGAGGUAUUUUCGUUCCCAAUGGAGCACAACAUUCCCAGCUCUUUCCUGUUUAACAACUCUUUAAACCAGCUACCCCCUGACAUCAAGACUCCCAUGUGUCAGUAUUCUGUGCAGAACACUUUCUACAAGCUACAUCCUUCUGGUGGACUCAAUGCCCAGCUCCAGGCUGGCACUCCUCAUGGGAUCAGUGACAUUCUCAGCCGGCCAGUGGUGGGUACCCCAAACAGUACCCUUCUCUCUGGCUACUCCCACGUAGGAGGUUUCACUGGGGUCACCCCUUCUGCUGUCUACUAUAACCGGGAUUAUACCCCUCCUAUUGCGGGCUAUGCCAAACCCGGCGGAGAAUUUGCACCCAAGGCAAGGACAGGAAGUUGCUGGAAUGAGACAGGCUGUGACUGGAGGGCUAAUCGGCAGCACUGCUCCAACAACACAGUGCAUGUGUCCGAAUUGUCAGGACGCAAGAAGCACACCAGGCCCACGUUUAGUGGACACCAGAUCUUUGCCUUGGAGAAGACUUUUGAACAGACCAAAUACCUUGCUGGACCAGAACGGGCCAGACUGGCAUAUUCAUUAGGAAUGACUGAGUCACAGGUUAAGGUGUGGUUUCAGAACCGCAGGACGAAAUGGCGGAAGAAGAGUGCAUCAGAGCCUAGCUCCACUCAGCAAACUGGGCUGGAGCCAACAGUAUCGGAGCCCGAGGUGGAGGACGACGAAUACAACAAACCGCUGGACCCGGAUUCAGACGACGAGAAGAUCCGCUUGCUGCUGCGCAAACACCGGGGCGCAUUCUCCGUGUUGCGACUUGGCGCGCACCACCACCUAUAGAAGCCUGCGCGUGCGCCCGCCCGCGGACUUCGUCAGACAGGCAGAGAAGACGACGAGGUUGC